AUGUGCAAGGCGUUGGUGCAUAACACUUGCGGCGGCCAGCGCCAAUGGGACUUAGGAUUUUCAGCUGUUGCACAGGUGGCGCUUUAUACAAAGCGCACUCUUCUGAAGAUGCGUCACUUGAAAAGGGGGGAACUCCUUGUUCGCCUGCCACAAUUAACAGGGAUUACCUGGAUUUCUCGUCUGGAGGCUAGCACAUCGUUACUCUGUUCGAUAACGGAGGUUGAUGCUGCGAGCAUCGCAAUCAUCGUACCUGCCGAUGGGGAGUGUACGACAGUGCCGUACGCAAGUGUGGUGUCCAACAGCGGGCCGUACGGCGCGUUGCUGCAGCAUGUUCAGCAGCAAGGUCUUAAGGCGGCUGUGGCGGCGGCGGCUCGGAACGGCGGUGAACCCUUCACCAGCUCCCACGUGGUUCGUGGGUGCCCGAACGGCGAGGUCGUCCUCCUUUCUGCAGGAACUUCUAGUAAUGGUUUCGGAGGUAGCACCUUCAUAACUGCUAUCUCUGCAGGGGGCCUUGGCAGCAGCGGGUACGGGAUUGCUGGUGGCAGCGGCGGCGACGGCGGUGCAGCCGCCGACAUACCUACUGACUGGGCCGCCGUCGCAGCCUCCUCACCGCUGCGGCGCUUCUGCGGCCUGCCGUUACGAGUGGGUCCACAGCUGAUAGCUGUUGUGACGCUGGCUUGGGCAGGAGACUGCCUCGUUCCGCCAGGUCUGAGGUCUUGCGCCGCCGGCGGCGCUGGCGGCGGCGGCGGCGCAACCGCUGCUGGCGGGUACGACAGAGGUGCUGCAGCCGGCGGCGGCGUAUCAGGCUCCAUGCAACGGAUCCCGCCAUCGCCCACGGCGGCGGCAACACCGGCGGCGCAGCAUGACCAGCAGCGGCGCCAGUUACCCGUCGCCAUGGCGGCGCCGUCGGGGGCAGAGCGAGCAUGCCUGCUGCAACUGGCGCAGGUCGUUAGUUUGGGCCUUUUCGGAGACGCCGCCAGCGUGGUAUACGGCCAAAAGGUUGCUCGGAUGAUUCAUUCUAUGACGCAGGCGGUGACGUUGCAGGCAACUCUGGACGGCCUGCUGGCGGGCGUCCGGGACAUUCUGUUCCAUCGCUGCCAACACGACCUCACCGCCACGCUAGCCCUCAAACACAAUGUCGUACCCACCGCCGCGUUUAUUUUGGAGGGUCGCUCUCCGGGGUCCCUCUCUCCACCGCCGCCUUCCGCACAGCUGCAGCCCCGCGGAAGUACGACAACGGCUCAGGGGACGUCAACAGCGACGGCGGCGCCGGCGGCGGGACAGCAGCGAGGGCUGCAUCCCCCAGCUGCUGCUGGCGGCAACAAUGGUGGCGGCGGAGGCGGGUCGCAGCAGCGGCCGGCGGCGGGACAACCUCGCAGCGUUGCUCCGGCGGUGACGGGGGCGGCGGCCAGUCAUCCACAGCCGAACCGUUCGCAUAAGCUGCAAGGGAACGCGCUGGCCGCCUCCGGCGGCGGCGGCGGCGGCGGUCCUGCGGCCGCCGUAUCACCUGUCGCCGCUGGCCCUGCGGCCGCCGCCAUAAGCACGCCUGGGAACGCAUCCCUUGGCGGGAGCAGCAACGCUCAUAACAACCAUGCCAGUGUUAAUGCAGCCGCUGCUGCCAGCACUAGUAGCAACAUGAAUAAUAAUAAUAACAACAACAACAGCAAUGUUAGCAUUAACAUGAACAACAACAACAUCUCCUACAACCACGCGAGGAGCUCGAACCUCAUUGCAAACCAAAGUCCAAGCCUUAACAACGCAAACCUGUCCUCUGGUGGCGUAGGGCCCUCCGGCCGUAUCAGCGUCAGUGCGCAUUACCACCGCUUGCGAUCUGGAGAAGGCGGCCGUGGUGGGGCCAUUGGCGGUAGCACCAUCAUCGCCGGCAACAGCGCCGCUGGCGUUAUGAGCGGCGUCCUCCGCCACGCUAUGAGCGUCGACCUGGGUGGUUCAACCGAGGGGGACUGCGACACGCCGUCAACCGUACACGCGCAUAUCACGUCGCUCGCCCACACGCUUUUGAUGGCGUCUCUAAGUAUGGGGCCGGAGGCCGCCGAUGAUGACCCACGGGUCGCUGGCGGCGGCGGCGGCGGCGGGGCCCGCCAUGCCCAAGCGUCUGGAACCCAGGAUCGCGGAGAUUCAUCGACGGGAAAGCGGGCACUGGGGGGUUAUAUGUCACUCCAGGGGAAGACCAACGGUGUGGUUGGGCGUGCAGGACCCGCGGUGUGGGAGGUAUGGGGAAAGGGCGAGAGAGGGCGGCUGGAGAGGGGUUUGGAUGAAUCAAUGCCCUGCCGAGAUUUGGUGCUCGUCCAAAAACUGACCCGUAUGCCCGUACAAUCACUCGUACUAGUGGUUGUACGGCCAACCGACGUGGCGGCUGCGGCGGGCUGUCAGGGCGCGCCGCUACCUCCGUGCGCUUUCAACUCCCACUACAACUCCACUACCCAAACCAGCACGCAUAUCCACACAAACACACAAACACACCACACAACGGCCACCGCCUCAACGACGUCCACUGGCAUGGACUCCGCCUCCCACCCCGCCGCGUCCCUGCUCGCUGGUUCCAUUCCCUCUAUGGGCCUUUAUUUGACAAGUUCAGAACCUCUUCCCAGGUCAGCGCUACAGGGCGUCUUGCAGGAGGCGCGUGAAGCGAUACGGCUGGCGACCGAGGCGUUGCAUCGGCAUGUGACCCAGGGGUCACUCUUGGAUGAAUGGAACGGGCUCUUGGAAGCUAUGGCCACAGCUUCCUGCACCGGCCGUAUGAGCUACGGCAGUAGCAGAAUGGUAUCACUGCUACGGCCACGCAGCUCGAAUAUGCUGCAUGAACAGACUUCGGGCGAGCUGCUGCCGUACGCUAUCAUGAACAGCCCUUCGAGAAUACAGCUGGGCACUUCACCAGGCGAGUUGUGCAGUAGAUACGACACUGAAUUUCUCAUAUGCUUUACUUGCUUAUCCGCCACGAAGUCAUAUUUCGAAUCUUCUUGUAUUCUUGUUUCAGGUGUGCUGUCCUCGGAGUUGUCCAAGCCGCUAGCAUCAGGGCGCUUCGUGGUUGACGCCUCUGUGGAGCAACCGCUGCAACAGUUAGACGCUAUGGUUUCGUCAAUCCAGUCAACGCUUUCUGCCGUACAGCUGCAUCUGGACGUGCCGGGCGGCGGGGGCGACAUGCAAGAAACCCGCCUGAACGACAUAGCGGCGGUGGAGCUCAUGGAAAUCAUCGGUCGAGGCGGCCAGGGAGUAGUUUUCCGGGGCAUGGUCCACGGCAUUGAGGCGGCGAUCAAGGUGAUUAGUCAUAGGGAGGAUGCCGAGGGGGCUGCGAAUGCCAAGUCGGCGGCGGCGGCGGCGGCGGCCGCGGCUGGGACCCCCCCGCGGACCCUGGAGUCGCCCAUGGUCGUGGAUGAGGCACGGAUGCGGGAACGCAAGCGCAACUUGCUGCGCGACGCUUUGGAACUUGCCGUGACGACCACCAUUAGUCAUCCGAACAUCGUACAGAUGUACGGCUACUUCACCGAUUGCGUCGUAGUGCAGUACGCUAAUCAGGCCAAUCGUCUAAAGCUGCUGCCAGCGGAUAGUGAGGCGCUACAGCAGUACGGCAGUCAAAGGGGUCCGGUCAACACAGUGAUGUGCAUGGAGUUUUGCGAUGACCUCAAGCCUUCCAACGUGCUGCUCAAGAGCUCGCUGCGGGAUACCCGGGGUUGGAUCUGCAAGCUGAGUGACUUUGGUUGUGUGCGGGUGAUGAAUGAGGAGGGAGAUGACGGUCGACUGGGCUUCAGGCAACCGCAGCCACUGGGGACUCUUACUCACAUGGCCCCGGAGAUGUUUGUGCACGCCGGCCUGCUAGAUGCUGGUGUCGACAUCUACGCAUUCGGCAUCAUUAUGUGGGAGCUCAUUAUGGUGGCUCCGCUGUACGACGGUACGGUGCCCAAGGAGAAGCUGCCGUCGAUGAUACGCCGCGGUCUGAGGCCCAUCUUCCAUCCUCUCGUUCCGCCAGAAUACAGGAUGCUGGCCACGGCUUGCUGGCAGGACGACCCCCGCCGUCGACCCACUGCUGCCGUACUUGUCAGCAUGCUGCAACGUCUGCUUGUACGAGCGCAAGCCACCGCCAGGUCGGGAUCGUCGUAUGGCAGCAUCGGCGGCCACCACGCCGCCAGCAAAGCCAUGUCGUCAUCUUUCUCCGGCAUUGGACCAGCUCAGGCCGCUUCGCCGGCUGCAGAGCCGGAUGCCUGCUCCGCUGCCGGCGGCGGUGGCGCCGCCCCCGCCUCGGCUGCUGCCGCUCUGCCGUCACGACAUGUGUACGGAGGUGUAAUGCGCCGUAACACUGUUGCAUCGAGUCUCGGCCAAGCAGCAGCGAGCCACGGCGGCGGAGCCGCCGCCGCUGCCGCCGCCAGCGGCGGCAGUGGUGCGGGAGGUAGCGGGCAACGUCAAGCGUUCCCGCCGCCGCUACCAAGCCCCCUUUCCAGGGAGGCGGGCCCGGCAGCGCGGGCUGCCGUACGGAUGGGUGACGGCGGCGGCGUCAAGGCUUCGGCGCGCCUUGCUGAAUCCCCAAUACUGUCUCAACCCCAAGCCGGCUCUAUGAAUGUCACAGCCCUAAGCCCCCUGGGCACGGGGCUAGGCCCGCUGGCGUCACCGCCACUGGCGUCGCCGCCACUGGCGGCAGCGUCAGGUGACGGCGCCCCACUGGUAGGCCCAGCUCCCGCAAGCGUGACGUCGAGGGCCGUCGCCUCCGGCGGCGUCACCGACGCUGCAGCCGCAGCCGCUGCUGCUACUGCAGGGCCCCUUGAUGACGUGGCGGCGGCUCCGACCACCACCUCGACGGCGGCGAAACGUGCCGUCGCUGCCGGUACGGCAUCAGCUGGAUCCGCGAUAUCGGCGGCGCCCUUUUCCUUGGACGCGCAGGCUAGCAGUUUGCUGGGCAUCGGGAACACUACUGCCGGGGAUCCGCAUGCAAGCUCCUCCACCUUCGCCGCCGCCAACGCCGCUAGAGCCCUGGUCUCCGGCGGCGGCGGCGCCGCUGCCACCAACGCCAACGCCGCUGUGGUCGCACCUCACUCCCCCGCUGCCUUCGAAUCUCCCGACGCCCUUCUGCCCCUGCGAGGUAGCGUCUUUCCCACGGGAAGUCUCGGACCGCUAACUGCCUCAACCGCCAACGGCGGCAACACGGGAGAUGAGUUGGUUGGGCUGUAG
Volvox carteri f. nagariensis is the source of this 5178-nucleotide messenger RNA. RefSeq lists its product as uncharacterized. Gene Ontology annotation, molecular function: protein kinase activity; ATP binding. Gene Ontology annotation, biological process: protein phosphorylation. Bases 1 to 5178 code for a protein of 1725 amino acids. The transcript is spliced from 20 exons. NCBI's taxonomy places the organism in Eukaryota, Viridiplantae, Chlorophyta, Chlorophyceae, Chlamydomonadales, Volvocaceae. The record is from RefSeq and is a predicted model, not a curated record.